Messenger RNA from Oncorhynchus tshawytscha (Chinook salmon), 1340 nucleotides. Its product is annotated as 14-3-3 protein gamma-1. Gene Ontology annotation, cellular component: cytoplasm. Gene Ontology annotation, biological process: signal transduction. The coding region runs from base 158 to 901 and encodes 247 amino acids. The record is from RefSeq and is a predicted model, not a curated record. The transcript has 2 exons. Gene Ontology annotation, molecular function: protein kinase C binding. Lineage: Eukaryota; Metazoa; Chordata; Actinopteri; Salmoniformes; Salmonidae.
AUGUUGGGGAGGGAGUGUCUCGUCCGUACGCACAGACAGCAGGGAGCAGCUGAAGCAAGAGGACUUCUGGUAACAUUUCGCUGCAUUGCUGAAAGUGACAUAUUAUCAUUUAAAACUUGAACAAUUCUAGAAUAGCAUUGUAUCAACGACAGCUAAAAUGGUAGAUCGCGAGCCACUGGUGCAGAAAGCCAGGCUGGCCGAACAGGCUGAAAGAUAUGAUGAUAUGGCAGCAGCCAUGAAAUCGGUGACAGAGUCGAACGAGGCCUUGUCCAAUGAGGAGAGGAACCUGCUCUCUGUGGCCUAUAAGAACGUGGUGGGGGCGCGGCGCUCGUCCUGGCGCGUCAUCUCCAGCAUCGAGCAGAAGACCUCGGCGGACGGCAACGAGAAGAAGAUGGAGAUGGUGCGUGCGUACCGCGAGAAGAUCGAGAAGGAGCUGGAGACCGUGUGUCAGAACGUGCUCAACCUCCUGGACAACUUCCUGAUCAAGAACUGUAACGACACGCAGCACGAGAGCAAAGUAUUUUACCUGAAGAUGAAAGGCGACUACUACCGCUACCUGGCCGAGGUGGCCACGGACGAGAAGAGGGUCGGCGUGGUGGAGUCCUCUGAGAAGUCCUACAGCGAGGCCCAUGAGAUCAGCAAGGAGCACAUGCAGCCCACCCACCCCAUCCGCCUGGGUCUGGCCCUCAACUACUCCGUGUUUUACUACGAGAUCCAGAAUGCACCUGAGCAGGCCUGCCACCUGGCCAAGACCGCCUUCGAUGACGCCAUCGCUGAGCUAGACACCCUGAACGAGGACUCCUACAAAGACUCUACUCUCAUCAUGCAGCUGCUACGAGACAACUUGACACUGUGGACCAGCGACCAGCAGGAUGACGAGGGUGGCGAGACCAAUAACUAGAGAGUCCCUAAAGAGACCUCCGUGUCCUGUUUCAGCAAUACACACAACACGCCCACGCGCUCACAAAUGACAACAAACAAAAAUGAAACGGUUCUUAGAAAUGUUAAAAUGUUGGCUGGUGGAACUUUGGUAGCCACUUUUGCCGAUGAUACAACAGCAACUGCAGUUCAUUAUUUUUCCCAACAAAUAUAAAAAGUGAAGAAACAAUUUAAUUAAAAAGAGGAGUAGGAGGGGAGAUGAGUUUAGUUUCUAGUAUAGUUUUAAAAAAAAUAAAAAAAUAAUAAUAAUAGAUAAACCCCUCCCUUCUUGAUUGCCUCUGCAACUUUUGUCAAAACACCACUUGAGAAUGAAGAAGGUCUGUGGUCAGUGAGUCAGUGAGUCAGUCAGUCAGUGAGUCAGUCAGUCAGUGAGUCAGUCAGUCAGUGAGUCAGUGAGUCAG